AUGGCUGCCGCUCAGCUGAGUGCGCCAGCCUCAACCAAACAUAAAUUCUUCACCCUUCGCAUAUAUGCCACUUCGACGGCUCAGCUACUACCGAGAACCCUCCACUUCACGAUCCUCGAACCUAGUCGAACAAUGCGUCUGCUACACUACAAUACCGAUGGCGGGUUCAGCCUGGCCGAGUUCUUUGAAGGCGACAUACCCAAGAAGUAUGCUAUACUUUCACACAGAUGGGGAGCAGAGGAGGCCACUUUCAAGGAUCUAACAGACGGUACGAGCAAAGGCAAGGCUGGGCACGGCAAGAUACAGUUCUGCGGAGAACAGGCAAGACGUGACGGCUUACAAUACUUUUGGGUGGACACCUGCUGUAUCGAUAAAUCCAAUGCUGUCGAGCUUCAGGAAGCUAUCAACUCGAUGUUUCGCUGGUACCAGAAAGCGACUAGAUGCUAUGUCUAUUUGUCUGAUGUUUCGAUACGAAAGCGGAAAGCAAGCGAUACGUCUGCCGAGUAUACUUGGGAAUCUGCUUUGCGAGCAAGCGAAUGGUUUAAACGAGGCUGGACUCUGCAAGAGCUUAUUGCGCCGGCAUCAGUCGACUUCUUCUCUAAAGAAGGAGAGCUAUAA
Messenger RNA from Hymenoscyphus albidus, 618 nucleotides. Lineage: Eukaryota; Fungi; Ascomycota; Leotiomycetes; Helotiales; Helotiaceae. The record is from the annotation of a GenBank genome assembly.